GCGCUUUUCUCAGGCGAUGGUUUGGCCCGCAGGGUUACAGGAAGUUGGAGCAGCUGCCAUGUUUAGCUGCUUUGUUGUAGAUUUCUUGUAGGUUUCCUGCAGAUUUUUUAGCUAAGUGUUGCAAUGGAGCCGAGCUGGAGCUCAUUUUUAUUCCAGACAAAUGACACCCUCCACCACCAGCACCAGGUUGGCCAGAACAGUCUGCUGCCUCUGCUCAAUGCUGGAACAGAACCCCAAGACCAAAAGCCUGUGCUCCCUAUCCCACUGGAGCAGAAGCCUCCAGUCAUUGCGGCCGAGCUCCUCAAGGACAACAUGGCCGGUGGAACAGGUGGAGGAGGAGGGGGUGGUGGAGGGGGAGGAGGUGGCGGUCCUGUGGUGGUUAAGAAGGAGCCCAAGUCAAAAACGCCCUUCAUCUGUGGCUACUGCAGCAAAUCCUUCCGAGACAGCUACCAUCUGCGGCGGCACGAGUCUUGUCACACGGGCAUCAAGAUGGUGUCCCGGCCCAAGAAGACACCAGCAGCGCCCACCAUGGUGCCCAUGAUCUCCACUGUGCAACAGAGGGAUAGCAACGGCAACCCCACCUAUGUCUCUGCUGCAGGUAUCCUGACAGGAACCAAUUCGGCUACAGUGGCAGUGGGCACAAUGGCCACUCUGCCGCAGCAGCAGCCCAGUGUACCCAAAAAGCCCCCAAAGCCAGUGAAGAAGAACCAUGGCUGUGAGAUGUGUGGUAAAGCCUUUCGCGACGUCUACCACCUGAACCGGCACAAGCUGUCACACUCAGAUGAGAAGCCUUUCGAGUGUCCCAUCUGCCACCAGCGAUUUAAGAGGAAGGACCGCAUGACCUACCAUGUGCGCUCGCAUGACGGUGGUGUGCACAAGCCCUACAUCUGCUCCGUCUGUGGCAAAGGCUUCUCCAGGCCAGAUCAUCUCAGCUGUCAUGUUAAACAUGUCCACUCUACAGAGCGGCCUUUUAAAUGCCAAGUAACGGCCUGCACAUCUGCUUUUGCCACCAAAGACCGCUUGCGUUCCCACAUGAUCCGGCACGAGGGUAAAGUCACCUGCAACAUAUGCGGAAAGAUGCUGAGUGCUGCCUACAUCACCAGCCACCUGAAGACACACAGCCAAGCCGGCUUCACCUCGCCCUGUAACAAAGGUACGCCAGCCCUCGCCCCUCACUCCUCCUCCACCUCCUCCUCUACCACUUCCUCCUGGCCUCCGCUCGCCUCGGCUGCACCAAACCAGGAUGGCACACACUCAGACACUAACAACGCAUGCAACUCUGCCUCAGCUACACCAGUCACUGCCUCGGCCACUGCCGCCAGCACUGCCAGCAUGAACCGUGGAACCGUCAGCAACCCUGUCACUAUCUCCUCCAACACAGUCAAUAUCACAGCACCAGUGAGCCUCCAGCACCCAGUGACCAUCACUGCUCCAGUCAAUAUUGCCUCGGUGAACAUCCCCGCCACAGCAACUGGCAUGAACAUCGCCCACCCAGUGGCCAUCAGCACCCCCAUGCCUAUGAACAUCACCGGGCCCCUCAACAUCGCCAUGAGGCCCAUGGAAAGCAUGCCGUUCCUCUCACAGGUUCUGCCUUCCUCGCCACCCUGGUAGAAUCCAGAUAGCUUCUGAUUACUCAUCCAACCCAGUGUGUCUUAUUUUAAAUCCUGUUCUGGUCUUCCAUUAGUAGCGUGCUGUGAAGAAAGGGCAAGCAAGGGUGUAAGGUAGAAGCUCCAAGCUUAGUGUGGAUAGACGGUAGCAUCAAAUGACGAAACAGUAAAGAUCUAGUUGGUGUUAGGCGGUGCUCUGUUUAUCCUAAUCUUUGGCUAUUGGCUAAGCAGAACCAGAAAUGUAUAGAGUUUAGUGAAAUAGCUUAUGGAAGAGGGGGCGGGAAAGGUAGUUAUUGUAUGUAAUGGAGGCUGGCAUGCUGUACUUUUGGUGAUUUCGCUUCGUUAGUGCCAGAAGAUCCCAGCCAAUGGCCAUAUGGAGAGGAGCAAAGUGCUUCAUCAGAGUGCGCAUGACUGGUUUUAACAGUUUUUUGAACUGUGAUGACUAUUUUUUUUGUUAUUUUUAGCUUGCUGAUCAGUAUUCCCUAGUUUAUUGCAUUGAGUUAUGUACUACAAAAGGGACAGGAGCUUCCAUUUGUGGGAGAGAAUUAUUUUUAAUACUAUCUAAGUAAGAGGCUGUUCUGGAUUUACAUUCAUUGUAAGCCACUUAAAACUGUAGCUAUUAUUCUAGUUUUACAAUGUUUUCUGGAGUUGAUCAUUCCUGGUAGAAGAAAGAUUAUGUACUAUUGUUUCGAAUAGCUGGGACAUAUUUCUGUUUAGUGAGUGUUGGACAUGAAAAUUAACACAAGUCUUGCACUGAAAACCUAUCUGAUCGGUGAUAUUCUAAUGGCAGUAUUAUGACGUUUUUAAAUUUGCGGCGUUACGUGUCUUUAUGUAGAUGUCUGGUUCACAAAAAGGAGUUCAUGAGAUCUUUUGAAAGAGUGUUUUGUCAAUAGGAACUCUUUAUUCUUCUUCCUUUAAGGAUGAGGGCUGUACUCGUAUGGACCUCUUCUCAGGGUCUUUACUGAGAGAAUCCCACUAAUUUGACACUCAUGUUGGUAAAAUCAUGCUAAACACUCUUCUGAAUUUUUCACCUCCUUAAUACACUAAACCAUUUUAUGUGUUGUUGUCCCAUAAAUGUGUCAUUUACUGUACCUGGGUGGAAGAUGCAUUUUGUUA
Hemibagrus wyckioides is the source of this 2723-nucleotide messenger RNA. It is a transcript of the gene vezf1b, whose product is annotated as vascular endothelial zinc finger 1b. Gene Ontology annotation, molecular function: RNA polymerase II cis-regulatory region sequence-specific DNA binding; DNA-binding transcription factor activity, RNA polymerase II-specific. Gene Ontology annotation, biological process: regulation of transcription by RNA polymerase II. Gene Ontology annotation, cellular component: nucleus. Bases 124 to 1611 code for a protein of 495 amino acids. NCBI's taxonomy places the organism in Eukaryota, Metazoa, Chordata, Actinopteri, Siluriformes, Bagridae. The record is from RefSeq and is a predicted model, not a curated record. The transcript is spliced from 5 exons.